CGUGAGGGGCGACGUUUCGCGCCAAUUUCGGUUGGUCCGCAGCAGCCCGCCGCGCGUACGUUUUCUGCCGUCCCGGGAGUGAGAUCUUUGAACCUGCCAACUGCUGCCGCACGGGCGAUGGCAGUUAAGGACUAUGUGCUCGAGAAAGAAAAGGUUAAAAAGUUUCUGCAAGAGUUUUACCAGGAUGAUGAAUUUGGCAAGAAGCAAUUCAAGUACGGGAACCAAUUGGUUCGGCUGGCUCAUCGGGAACAAGUGGCAAUGUACAUAGACCUAGAUGAUGUAGCAGAGGACGACCCUGAGUUGGUGGACUCCAUUUGUGAGAAUGCCAGGCGCUACACAAGGCUCUUUGCUGAUGCUGUGCAAGAGCUGCUUCCUCAGUACAAGGAGAGAGAGGUGACUAAUAAAGACGUCCUGGAUGUUUACAUUGAACAUCGGUUGAUGAUGGAGCAGCGGAGCCGGGACCCUGGGGCAGCCCGAAGCCCGCAGAACCAGUACCCUCCUGAGCUCAUGCGAAGAUUUGAGCUGUACUUUCAAGGGCCAAGCAGUAACAAGCCUCGCGUGAUACGGGAAGUACGGGCUGACUCUGUGGGGAAAUUGGUAACUGUGCGUGGAAUCGUCACUCGUGUCUCCGAAGUCAAACCCAGAAUGGUGGUGGCCACUUAUACUUGUGACCAGUGUGGGGCAGAGACCUACCAGCCGAUCCAGUCCCCUACUUUCAUGCCCCUGAUCAUGUGUCCCAGCCAGGAGUGCCAGACCAACCGCUCAGGAGGACGGCUAUAUCUGCAGACACGUGGCUCCAAAUUCAUCAAAUUCCAGGAGAUAAAGAUGCAGGAACAUAGUGACCAAGUGCCUGUGGGGAACAUUCCCCGUAGCAUCACAGUGCUGGUAGAAGGAGAGAACACAAGGAUCGCCCAGCCUGGGGACCACGUCAGUGUCACUGGCAUCUUCUUGCCGAUCCUGCGCUCUGGGUUCCGACAGGUGGUGCAGGGUCUCCUCUCAGAAACUUACCUGGAAGCUCAUCGGGUCGUGAAGAUGAGCAAGAGUGAGGAUGACGAGUCUGCGGCCGGAGAGCUGAGCAGGGAGGAGCUGAGGCGAAUUGCAGGUGAGGGGCCUGGCGAAGCCUGGGAACAUAGGUUCCUUCCCAGCAUCCCCAUCCCGCUCCCAAUGGUCUGUAUAAACUUCUGUGCAGAGGAAGAUUUCUAUGAGAAGCUGGCCGCCUCCAUCGCCCCGGAGAUCUAUGGGCAUGAAGACGUGAAGAAGGCCCUGCUGCUCCUGCUGGUGGGAGGGGUGGACCAGUCUCCUCGGGGCAUGAAGAUCAGGGGCAACAUCAACAUCUGCCUGAUGGGGGAUCCAGGUGUGGCCAAGUCUCAGCUUCUGUCUUACAUCGAUCGCCUGGCGCCCCGUAGCCAGUACACAACGGGCCGGGGCUCCUCAGGAGUGGGGCUCACGGCGGCUGUGCUGAGGGACUCCGUGACUGGAGAGCUGACCUUGGAGGGGGGGGCCCUCGUGCUGGCUGACCAGGGGGUGUGCUGUAUCGACGAGUUUGACAAAAUGGCUGAGGCUGACCGCACGGCCAUCCACGAGGUCAUGGAGCAGCAGACCAUCUCCAUUGCCAAAGCCGGCAUUCUCACCACGCUCAAUGCCCGCUGUUCCAUCCUGGCUGCCGCCAAUCCUGCCUAUGGGCGCUACAACCCUCGCCGCAGCCUGGAGCAGAACAUACAGCUUCCUGCUGCACUGCUCUCCCGAUUCGACCUUCUCUGGCUGAUCCAGGACCGGCCUGACCGAGACAAUGACCUACGGUUGGCCCAGCACAUCACGUAUGUGCACCAGCACAGCCGCCAGCCGCCAGCCCAGUUUGAACCUCUGGACAUGAAGCUGAUGAGGCGCUACGUAGCCAUGUGCCGGGAGAAGCAGCCCACAGUGCCAGAGUCUCUGGCGGACUACAUCACAGCCGCAUACGUGGAGAUGAGGCGGGAAGCUUGGGCCAGCAAGGACGCCACCUACACCUCCGCCCGGACGCUGCUGGCGAUCCUGCGGCUGUCCACUGCUCUGGCACGGCUGCGGAUGGUGGACAUGGUAGAGAAGGAAGAUGUGAACGAAGCCAUACGGCUAAUGGAGAUGUCCAAGGACUCGCUUCUGGGUGACAAGGGGCAAACGGCGAGGACCCAGAGACCGGCAGAUGUGAUAUUUGCCACGGUCCGGGAGUUGGUCUCAGAGGGCCGAAGUGUCCGGUUUUCAGAAGCGGAGCAGCGCUGCAUCUCCCGUGGCUUCACACCUGCCCAGUUCCAGGCGGCUCUAGAUGAGUAUGAGGAGUUAAACGUCUGGCAGGUUAAUACUGCCCGGACACGGAUCACUUUUGUUUGAGUCCAACCAGCUUGAGACCCUGGGGUCCACUCUGCGUCCCGUGUGCCGACCCACCCCUUCCUGGAACGGUCUGAUGAUGCCUUUGCAGGGAGAGGAGGGACCUGCUCUUUUCUCCUGAGCUGCACUUGUUUUAUUCUUUUUGCUAAUAAAGCAUGUGUAGGUUGCUGUA
Leopardus geoffroyi (Geoffroy's cat) is the source of this 2533-nucleotide messenger RNA. It is a transcript of the gene MCM7, whose product is annotated as minichromosome maintenance complex component 7. Gene Ontology annotation, cellular component: nucleus; MCM complex. Gene Ontology annotation, molecular function: ATP hydrolysis activity; single-stranded DNA helicase activity; ATP binding. NCBI's taxonomy places the organism in Eukaryota, Metazoa, Chordata, Mammalia, Carnivora, Felidae. The record is from RefSeq and is a predicted model, not a curated record. Gene Ontology annotation, biological process: DNA replication; DNA replication initiation; DNA strand elongation involved in DNA replication. The coding region runs from base 118 to 2364 and encodes 748 amino acids. The transcript is spliced from 14 exons.